UAGGCGGUAGACUGUUGUCCCCGCGGUGGGAGUUGUUGUUAUCAAAACUAACAACAUCGUUUCUCCUUUUUUCUUGAAAUCUUUUUUUGGACGCAGGUUUGCAUAUAAACUCAACGGGGAAGUAAAUAUUUCUGUUUUUGUUGACUGUUCAACCGCCAACUAACGACCGCGGCGAGUCAAGUGGGAACUCUUCACUGCAAUUAACUUGUGUGGAUUUGUUUCUGAUGCUCCGACUGAGAGCCGACAGUUUGCGGCUGUCUGUUGACGGUCUAUUGGCUUAAAUGUCCUGUCUGUUUGGUCGACUCUCUGCACUCGGGAUACAUCGGAUUCUACACAAAAUAAACGCUGGAGUGACUGAGGUCCAGGCUUUUCAUUUUUUACCUGGUUCGUACCCUUUUCCUCCUCCCCCCAUUUAGCCGCCUCCGGCUAAUGAGCCGUUUCCCGUGUUUUUCCGGUUGAUUUACGGCCGCACUACCGGUGGAGCGGAGGAGAGACAGCGACAGAAAGACAGAGAGGAGCAGGGGUUCACAUUAAACGGUCGGUGAACUCGGACGGAGCGGAGUGGGGCGGUUUUGUUUGAAAUUAACGACACUUAGUCCUAAUAAUAACGGCGGAUGGAUUCGUCUCCGUGAUCGGGAGCGCCCCACAUCCUUACUGUACCCUAGUUGAUCCCUCGAAGCGGGGUUUUACGAAGGAAACGGUUGUAUCCUCCCGGAGAUAACAAUGUUUCCCCAGGGACGACACCCGACGCCCCACCAGGCUCCAGGCCAGCCCUUCAAGUUCACCAUCCCAGAGUCACUGGACCGCAUCAAGGAGGAGUUCCAGUUUCUUCAGGCACAGUACCACAGUCUCAAACUGGAGUGUGAGAAGCUGGCCAGUGAAAAGACGGAGAUGCAGAGACACUAUGUCAUGUACUAUGAGAUGUCAUAUGGCCUCAACAUCGAAAUGCACAAACAGACUGAGAUUGCCAAGAGACUAAACACCAUCUGUGCACAAGUCAUUCCCUUCCUCUCACAGGAGCAUCAGCAGCAGGUGGUCCAAGCUGUGGAGCGGGCCAAACAGGUGACCAUGGCAGAGCUCAAUGCUGUCAUCGGGGUACGCGGACUGCCAGGUCUUCCACCAACCCAGCAGCAUCUAUCCCAUAACCAUGGUGGUGCCCCUGUGCCCCUCACCCCUCACCCUGCCGGUCUCCACCCCUCUCAGCUGGGUGGUUCAGCUGGCCUCCUGGCUCUAUCAGGAGCACUUGGUGCCGUUCCUCCCCAUCUGGCGGGAAAAGACGGUGGUGAUAAAAAGCCCCACCUGUCCGGACCGGACUCACACACUGGAGGACCCGAGCACCUGCGAGAGCGAGAGCCUGGCACCAGUAACUCAUUGCUGCCAGAAAGUCUUAGGAACUCAGAUAAGCGACGCAAUGGACCUGAGUUUCCAAAUGAUACUAAGAAACGCAAGGUGGAUGACAAGGACUCCAGCCACUAUGAUAGCGAUGGGGAGAAAAGUGAUGAUAAUUUAGUGGUGGAUGUCUCAAAUGAGGAUCCAACCUCCCCUCGUGGCACGCCUCUCCCUUCACCUAGAGAGAAUGGCCUGGAUAAAUCGCGUCUUCUCAAGAAAGACCCCUGUAGUCCAGCCUCUACUGCAUCAUCAGCAAGCUCCUCUUCUCUCAAGUCCAAAGAGAUGGCAAUGCGAGAUAAGGCAGGUACACCUGGGCUAAAGUCAAGCACACCCACACCUAGAGGUGACUCCACUCCUGGUCCGAGCUCCACACCUGGAAUCCGGCCCAGUCUAUCCAAACCUCCCUCCAUGGAGAUACCACAUCCACCUACUGCAGGUUUGCGGACACCCCUUGCAGUACCAGGUCCAUACCCGGGUGCAUUUGGUAUGUUGCCCCACGCAGCAGGGAUGAACGGGGAGCUGGCAGGUGCAGCCGGGGCUGCGGCCUAUGCUGCUGGACUGCACAACAUGUCACCUCAGAUGAGUGCUGCUGCUGCAGCCGCUGUGGCUGCAUAUGGCCGUUCACCAAUGGUUGGUUUUGAUCCUCAUCCUCAUAUGCGAGUUCCUGGAAUGCCUCCCAGUCUGACAGGAAUUCCUGGCGGCAAACCCGCCUACUCUUUUCACGUGGCGGCUGACGGGCAGAUGCAGCCCGUGCCGUUCCCUCCGGAUGCUUUGGUGGGCCCAGGGAUUCCUCGCCAUGCCCGUCAGAUCAACACAUUGAACCACGGAGAGGUGGUGUGCGCUGUUACCAUCAGUAACCCCACCCGACACGUUUACACAGGAGGGAAGGGUUGUGUCAAGGUCUGGGACAUUAGUCACCCAGGAAACAAGAGCCCUGUGUCACAGCUCGACUGUCUGAACCGAGACAACUACAUCCGCUCUUGCCGCCUGCUUCCUGAUGGUCGAACACUGAUAGUAGGAGGUGAGGCGAGCACGUUGUCAAUCUGGGAUUUGGCCACACCUACUCCUAGGAUCAAGGCAGAGUUAACAUCAUCAGCACCAGCAUGCUACGCUCUGGCCAUCAGCCCAGACUCCAAGGUCUGCUUUUCUUGCUGCAGUGAUGGUAACAUCGCAGUCUGGGAUUUACACAACCAGACACUCGUUAGGCAGUUUCAGGGCCACACAGAUGGAGCCAGCUGUAUUGACAUCUCCAAUGAUGGCACCAAGCUGUGGACCGGAGGCCUCGAUAACACUGUCCGCUCCUGGGAUCUGAGAGAGGGACGGCAGCUGCAGCAGCAUGACUUUACAUCACAGAUCUUCUCCCUUGGCUACUGUCCGACAGGAGAGUGGCUUGCUGUGGGAAUGGAGAGCAGCAACGUUGAGGUCCUUCAUGUCACCAAGCCUGACAAAUACCAGCUUCAUCUACAUGAGAGCUGUGUACUCUCCCUGCAGUUUGCCUACUGUGGUAAAUGGUUUGUGAGCACAGGAAAGGAUAACUUACUGAAUGCAUGGAGAACACCCUAUGGAGCCAGCAUAUUCCAGUCUAAAGAAUCAUCCUCAGUGCUAAGCUGUGACAUAUCUGUGGACGACAAGUACAUUGUCACCGGUUCAGGGGACAAGAAGGCCACUGUUUACGAGGUCAUCUACUAAACAUAUGGAAAGAAAGCAAGGACACCUGUUUCCCCCCGCCCACACACACUGAUAUGUUUCUAGAAAUUUUCACAUGGAGCCAGAAAUCGCAGACAAGAAUGACCUUGAUGGCACAUUCCUGUUUCUGUUACAUCUGCCGACAAGACACAAACAGGAGAGAAGCAUUUUAAAUGACUCCAAAUCAGUUGGGAGCUAUUAACUGGAGAAGCUGGAUGUUAAUGGAAGGAGAGGAACAAUUUGGAUGGUUCUUGUCUCUACUCUUUUCUGCUAUGGACUGCACUGGGAUCAUUUACAGGGACCACACAAUGUCUGAACCGAAAGCGGCUCUGCAUUGUUCUGACUGGGACCACCUCUUCUGGAAAAGACCGUUCUCAACAUCAUAUAUUGAGACACUUCAUUCGGUGUGACUACACAGACCCUAGAACAAACACUCAGAUCAGAGGGUAGAAUAUGUAAACAAACGGCAGACGGAAAGAGCAGAAGGUGGAUAGAAAUGGAUAUAAUUUUGGAGAGACAAAGGAGGAGAAGCAACAGCAGAUGAACAGAUGGAUGAACAUUUUAUAGACAGUGAAUGCAGAACAUGUUGGUUUGCAUUUUGUUCUUGACAGAUAAUGCUCGCAGCCUGUUUAUCUCUCAGCUCUGACUCUUUGACCUUAAAACAUCAGCUUGCUGUUCUGAUACGCCUACACUGUCUGAAAAGUACCUUUUCUGUCUUAACUGUAAGUCCAAUCCUCACUAACUGCACUGUAGUGGUAGCUGUCCACCUACACACUUAGUACACACACAAAACUUACAAAAUACCCAUACAGUACUUUUUAAACAUGCUAAAGGCCUCGUUGAAUUGUCUAGCAUCACACUACUGUUAAAGUCUGUGUUGGGUUAAUUUGAUCCUCCUGAGGCACUCAGAUUGCAGUAGUUCUCCUUUUCUAGUGUAUCUGUUUCAACAGAUUAUUUCCUUACUUUUUUUUUCCACACUCUCCACAAAUUCGGAAGUCUCCUGGAUAUUCAUAGAAAUGUUUGAUAUAAAACUACAUUUCAAAACAAGGAGAGAGAAAAGGAAGGCAGCAUCAUAAGCCUUCAUAUUGUGGUUUGUUUUGUUAAUUUCUUGGCCCUUACACCCUGUUCUUGAGUAGCCGUGGUUGUUAUCAACUGCACAUGCUGAUGAGGUUUCACAUUAAUGAAUGAAUAUUUCAGAGACUCAGUAUUGAUCACUGGUCAGCUGGAUGUAGUUUCACAUUUACAGAUGGUGUUGAAAUCUAGACAUGGCCCUGCUGUUAUUUUUAAUGCAGUUCAUUUGUUUGUGGUCUCUUUUACAAAAAGUUCACUGGUUGAGGUCGUAAUAAUAACAUAAAUGGUCUUGAAUUUAAAUUUUUCCCCUUAAUUUGAAACCCACUUGAUUACUGUCUUUAGUGUUAUAAAUUCACCCUGACCUUGCCUUUAUCACUCUUUGAAACACAUGAUGUCUUACUGUAUGGAUGGUUAAUCACACUUUGUAAACAGGGACCGAUUAAGAUUAUCUUAACAUGUGAUUUAAUCUUGUAUUUAUUGGAAAUCCUAUGUGAACAAGUGAAAAAUCCUCUGGAGCAUAUUCACCAAACAGAUUGCCAUUUUUGCCAUAUAUUGUCACUUGUUUUAACGUGUUGUUGAAACUGGGACAUUGGCUAAAUAGCCUUGAGAAGUAAAACCUUUUUUUAAUUUUUUCAAAGAAGCUUUUAGGAUAACAAGCAGGAUUAAAUUAUUUGUCAACAUAGUCUUAUAGAGGUACAAUAGUAUUUCAGCUUCAGGAAGGAAUCAGUGUCAGCCAUUUUAAACUCGUUAAUUUCACAACUUUGUGCUUAGGUUUUUUUUGGGUUUUUUUAAUCUAUUUUUGUCUGUUGAAUGUAAAAAUGUAUAUAUGUUUUUUUUUCUUACAGGACAUGCUUUAGAAAUAACAAACUUUUUUUGUACGUCUUUUACAUGGAAAAGAAACUUCUAAUCAGGAGAAAUACUAAAUGGUCUUAAUGCUAGCUAAUCUAUAAUGAUUGAAAUGUCUAGACAAUAAAUGUGUUCUU
Molecule: messenger RNA, 5129 nt
Organism: Toxotes jaculatrix (banded archerfish)
Lineage: Eukaryota; Metazoa; Chordata; Actinopteri; Toxotidae
Product: transducin-like enhancer protein 1
Exons: 20
Coding region: 724-3078 (784 amino acids)
Biological process (GO): negative regulation of canonical Wnt signaling pathway; regulation of DNA-templated transcription
Cellular component (GO): nucleus; transcription regulator complex
Molecular function (GO): transcription corepressor activity; protein binding
Source: RefSeq, a predicted model, not a curated record